AUGCACCAGGUCAUCACACUCAUCGUGGCCGUCUCCAUCUGCAUGCUGAGCGUGAGCGUGCUGACGCGCGUCCUCCAGCAAAGCCACAACGACUACCUACAGAUGGGCUACAUUCGAUUUCCGGAGGACGCCGGCGCGGAGACCGUCGUGCUCAUGAACUCCUUCGGAAAUGCCUUGAGCUUCCUCUUGAUGCUCAUGAUCGUCAACUGCGCCUUGGUGCUGCUGUACAAGAGGGGCCACUACAACAUCAUCAAGGCCUGGAUGAUAACUGGCAGCGGCGUCCUCCUCUUCCUGACGGGCUACUAUUACCUGGGCCGACUGGCCUUCUACUUCAACGCGCCGCUGGACCACAUGACGUGUUCGCUGUUCAUAUGGAACGUGGGCGUGACCGGCAUCACGGCGCUAUACCACGACGGGCCGUUCCUGAUGCAGCAGGGCUACCUUGUGUACAUAUCCGUGCUCAUGGCCGUGACACUGGAGGAGUCCUUCCCCGAGUGGACGUCGUGGAUUCUCUUGGUGCUUGUCUCCGUCUGGGACAUAUUCGCGGUGCUCUGCGUCCUGGGCCCGCUCCGAAUCCUGCUCGAGACGGCCAAGGAGCGAAACGAGCCGCUCUUUCCGGCUCUCGUGUUCUCCACUUCCUCCGCUUGGUGCUACGCCAUCGGCAGUAGCUCCGCGGGCUUGACGCGCGCCCGCUCGUCUUGCGACACUGCUGCCUGCUCGAAUCGGUCUCUCGCUGACAAGGUGCUCCUACCCACGGAUUCGGCGUCCGAUCCUCCAGCUCGGAGGGGAGAUCUGACUUCCGAGUGCGCCGAUCGUACGAGCAAAACUGCGGUUUCGAUUCGCUCUUGCCUCGAGGUGGUUGCGGAGGACUCGCGGUUGGCCUCCACCUUCCGGGUGCGCGCUGACUCGAUCGCUUCGCCGAAGAACGAAGAGAACUUGCUCCGGUUUAGCGAUCCAGAGGAAGCAAACGAUACACCCUGGUCGACUGAUAAGGCGCGAGAAUGUCGGAACCAGUCCGAUGCGAAGACUUCCACGGGGUCGACCCCGAAUUCUUCGGCCCCCGGUUCCGUCGUGCCGGAGAAUUGCGGAGAGCUGCGCGCGGUACAGCCGCACCAUUACCACGGCGAAGGCGGCGCCGCAGACAGGGAGGACGCUCCGUUACCGGUGCUGCCUCCCCCUGCAGGUGUUCACAGGUGCCGUCACCACGGCAGAGCUCACCGGCGCCGAGCUGAAAGGCACCAGGGAGAGCGCGAAUCGAGUGCAGAGAUGUCGGGCGACCGGGGAAUGAAGAUGGGCCUGGGGGACUUCAUCUUCUACAGCGUGCUCGUGGGGAAGGCGUCGCGACACGGCACCGCGCUGACGGUGAUCGCCUGCUACCUGUCCAUAAUCGUGGGCAUCCUGCUCACCCUCUCUCUGCUGGUGUAUUUUCAGAAGCCGCUGCCCGCGUUGCCUUUCUCGAUCGGCCUGGGUAUCGUGGCCUACUUUUCCAGCUUUCAUCUCGCCGAACCUUUCAUCAAUGACGUCAGCGGGAUCGUUUUCUAA
This is a messenger RNA of Dermacentor silvarum, 1542 nucleotides long. Its product is annotated as presenilin-2. Gene Ontology annotation, biological process: protein processing; negative regulation of apoptotic process; calcium ion transport. Gene Ontology annotation, cellular component: cell cortex; Z disc; mitochondrial inner membrane. The record is from RefSeq and is a predicted model, not a curated record. The transcript has 2 exons. Gene Ontology annotation, molecular function: aspartic endopeptidase activity, intramembrane cleaving. NCBI's taxonomy places the organism in Eukaryota, Metazoa, Arthropoda, Arachnida, Ixodida, Ixodidae. Bases 1 to 1542 code for a protein of 513 amino acids.